This is a messenger RNA of Cajanus cajan (pigeon pea), 3555 nucleotides long. Its product is annotated as ubiquitin carboxyl-terminal hydrolase 9. The record is from RefSeq and is a predicted model, not a curated record. Gene Ontology annotation, molecular function: cysteine-type deubiquitinase activity. Gene Ontology annotation, biological process: protein deubiquitination. NCBI's taxonomy places the organism in Eukaryota, Viridiplantae, Streptophyta, Magnoliopsida, Fabales, Fabaceae.
AUCGGUAAGAACUAAACUUGAAGCUGAGGAAAUAUAAGAGAGAGAGAGUGGGAGAGAAGCGGUAGUUGAAAAGACGGUAAAGGUUUGUGCAGUGGGAUCAUUUCGUUACAUUGCACAUUACCUUCCCUGUGCUUAUCGCGCUUCCUGCAAUCUAGGGUUCUUAGAAUAUACUGUAUCGUGUCUUAAGCUUUACGUCUUUUCUGUUAGAUUUCUCCGUCACUGUUCUUCCAUUUCGAUCUGUUCAAUUCAGGGCUUUAUUCGAGAUCUUCAUUGUUCUUCGCGUCGAUAAAAUCCACCAUGACAAUCGCCGAUUCAGUUUUUCCGAUGGAUAGCGUGGCCAGUUGCAUACAGCUUCCACCGGAGGAGGAAAAUCGGAUCGUGUCGGAAUUGAUAAAGGAAUCGGAGCUUAAUUUGAAAGAUGGCAACGUAUACUUCGUUAUUUCUAACAGGUGGUUUUCAAGGUGGCAGAGUUAUGUUGGUUCUUGUGUUGGUAUGCUUUCAAUCGACAAGCAAUCUUCUGAUGGCCAGGAUGCUGAAAUGACUCACACAAAGAUUGCAGAUAGACCUGGGCCUAUUGAUAAUUCUGAUAUUAUUUCAAAGGGAAAUAACUAUGACAGCAAUAAUUUAGACAUUCAUCGAAUGUUGGAAGAGGGUGCAGACUAUGUUUUAGUUCCUGAAAAAGUGUGGGAAAGGCUGUUGGAAUGGUACAAAGGUGGACCAGCAUUGCCAAGGAAGUUAAUUUCUCAGGGUCUUGAACAUAAGCAAUACAGUGUUGAGGUUUACCCACUCAGUCUAAAGGUGAUCGAUGCAAGAGAUAACAGUCAGUCAAUUGUAAAAUUAAGCAAAAAGGCGACCAUAGGUGAACUUCAUGAGCAGGUGUGCAAGAUUAAAGGAGUAGAACAAAGCAAGGCCUGCAUUUGGGAUUACUUCAAUUUCAAAAAGCAUUCAUUGCUGACGAUCUCUGACCAGACAUUGGAGGAAGCAAACUUGACAAUGGACCAAGAUAUUCUUCUAGAAGUAUCACUUGAGAGAGAUCCCUCUUCUCAUUCUGGCAUGGAUUCAAUGGGAAAUGAAUUGGCUUUGGUACCAUUAGAACCUACAAGGUCAUCUGUGUCAAUUGCUGGGGGACCUACCAUGUCAAAUGGUCACUCAACUGGGUCUAGUUUUAAUUCGUAUCAGGGAAGCUCUGUUAGUUCAUCAUUGACCAAUAUGGAUGAUAAAUGUGAAGUCAAUAGAGGUGAAAGGGGUGGUUUGGCUGGACUGCAGAACUUGGGGAAUACCUGUUUCAUGAACAGUUCUAUUCAAUGUUUAGUCCACACUCCACAACUUGUUGAAUAUUUCUUACAAGACUACAGUGAAGAAAUCAACAUGGACAAUCCUUUAGGGAUGCAUGGUGAGUUAGCACUUGCAUUUGGUGACUUGUUGAGGAAACUGUGGUCCUCAGGGCGAACUGCUAUUGCACCCCGUUCAUUCAAGAGCAAAUUGGCCCGAUUUGCUCCACAAUUCAGUGGUUAUAACCAGCAUGAUUCUCAGGAAUUGCUUGCUUUUUUAUUGGAUGGACUGCAUGAAGAUUUGAAUCGUGUGAAACAAAAGCCUUACAUUGAAAUGAAGGACUCGGAUGGUAGGCCAGAUGAGGAAGUUGCAUCUGAGUGUUGGAAAAAUCAUAUGGCUCGGAAUGAUUCAUUGAUUGUUGAUGUAUGCCAGGGUCAAUACAAGUCAACAUUGGUUUGUCCGGUAUGUGGCAAAAUUUCAAUCACUUUUGAUCCUUUCAUGUACUUAUCGUUACCACUGCCUUCCACUGUCACUCGCAUGAUGACAGUAACUGUCUUUUAUUGUGACGGGAGUGGCCUUCCCAUGCCAUACACCGUGUCAGUUCUGAAGCAUGGCUGCUGUAGAGAUCUUUGCCAAGUAUUAGGCACUGCGUGCUGCUUGAAGAGUGAUGAAAUGCUUUUGCUUGCAGAGGUUUAUGAGCAUAAGAUUUAUCGAUAUCUAGAGAAUCCGUUGGAACCAUUGAGUUCAAUAAAGGAUGAUGAACAUAUUGUGGCCUAUCGAGUCAAAAGUGGAGCCAGAAAAAAGAAACUUGAAAUAAUGCAUCGAUGGCUAGAUAAUAUGAAGGGUGGAGACAAGAAGCUCUUCGGAACCCCCUUGGUUACUUAUUUGGUAGAAGAUCCUCAAUUCGGAGCCAACAUUGAGGCAUCUGUACAUAAACUGCUGGCACCUUUAAGAAGAGCAUAUUCUUCAACUAAGUCUCAUGAUGGGAAGGAAAAUGGUUUCAUCUCAUCUGGGAGUGAAGAGCAAUCAAACAUCUCCAAUACUCAAAGUGAAUCCCAGAGUCUAACAUUUGGCAACAAAGAACAAGAUGGAACAUCAUGUGGGGAGUCAUCUUUCCAACUUGCUUUAACUAACGAAAAUUGUUUGAGUUGUGAACCCAUUGAGAAGUCUUCUUUUAUAAAAUCCAGCCAACUUAUAAGAGUCUUUCUUGACUGGACUGAGAAAGAACAUGAAGUAUAUGAUGCUAGCUACCUGAGGGAUCUCCCAGAAGUUCACAAAACCGUAUUCACUGUGAAAAAAACCAAGCAAGAAGCUAUUUCUUUGUUUUCUUGCUUGGAGGCAUUCUUGACUGAAGAACCUCUAGGGCCAGAUGACAUGUGGUACUGCCCUAGAUGCAAGGAACACAGACAAGCAACAAAGAAGCUUGACUUGUGGAAAUUGCCAGAGAUUCUUGUUUUUCACUUGAAACGAUUCUCAUAUAGCAGAUACCUGAAAAACAAACUUGACACUUUCGUGAAUUUUCCCAUUCACAAUCUUGAUUUAACCAAGUAUGUUAAAAGCAAGGAUGGACAAUCCUAUGUGUAUGACCUUUAUGCAGUCAGCAACCAUUAUGGUGGUCUAGGUGGUGGGCAUUACACCGCAUAUUGCAAGUUGAUCGAUGACAAUAAAUGGUGCCAUUUCGAUGACAGUCAUGUCACACCUGUUACUGAAGCUGAAAUUAAAUCUUCAGCUGCUUAUGUUUUGUUUUAUCAGAGAGUUAGAAGUAAAGGCCAAAUGGAAGGAGAGGCAUCUCAGCUUCAUACAGUAUAGACCAUGAUGGGGCAUUUUGUUGCUUGAUGCCUGGUUUACAUGCUUAGCAGUUAGCACACAGCGGAGCUUAUUUUACUUUGCAUUGCAAAACUGCAAGGUAAAAUGAGAGACAAAAUGCUACCAUUGCGUGACAGCAAUUAAACAAAAAUGUUUAGGCGAGGCUCUGGUAGAAUCAGUUCUUAAUCACUACAUGAAUGAUAUCAUUUUUUGAAUAGAGAAAUUUUGGCAGCCUAUGAACUUAAAAAAAAGAUAUUUCUGUUAUUUCAUUUCAUCUGAGGUUAAAACAGAUCAGCAUGAAUUCAUCAUAAUUACUGUUUGACAGUUGUAUGUAAUUUUAUCGUUCUAAUAGGAGGGCGGCGCUUGUGUUUGUUAAAGAAAUUGUGCCCUCCUUCCGUUAGUAUGUUGUUAGGAUUCUAGGACCCAGUAGGAGAAGAACAGCUCCUGAUUAUAUUUAUUUAUUUUUUAAACAAUAUA